Molecule: messenger RNA, 1663 nt
Organism: Vitrella brassicaformis
Lineage: Eukaryota; Vitrellaceae
Source: the annotation of a GenBank genome assembly
AUGGACAGCAUGGAGAAGGCUGCAUCCUCUGUCCUGCAUCGGAGCCCGGCGGAGCUGCUCCUCUGUCCGUCGGCGCGGGUGAUAUCAAAACCGAACGGCGGCCACGAUAGUUAUUUCCAUUCCACCACGGCCAUGGGGGUCUAUGACGGCGUCAGCGGGGUGGCGAGAGUUCCGGGCUGUGAUCCAAAGGCGUUCUCAUCGGUGAGAUGCAGUGGCAGAUGCAUUUGGAUGGAUGGAUGGAUGGAUGCAUCUGCAGUGAUGCACUGCAUUAUUUGUCCAUGGAUAUCGUAUCGAUGCAUCGACCUGUGUGGUUUUCCGUUGCAGAGGCUGGCGAUGGAGUGCAACAAGGCCGAGAAGCACAUCACGGAGGCCGGCUACCAGAGCAAAACCCACAAGCGAGCAGCCACGGUGCUCUCCGAGGGCAUUUCGGGGCUCAGAAGCUCCGGGUUAGUAAGACCUCCAUCCAUCCAUCCAUCCAUCCAUCCCAUCGCUGUUGGCUCUGUGUGUUUGUUUCUGCGUCAGGUUGAGGGGGUCUACGACUGCUGUUUUGUGUACCGUCCACGGCACCAACCUGGAUGUCGCGUGCAUCGGCGACUCAAGGGUGAGCGUGUACCGGCGCCAGGGCGAGAAAGGCAACUUCGUCGAGAUCUACCGCUCCCGCACGACCCACUUCAGACCGCACGACACGUUCAACUGCCCGGCGUAAGUGUUCCUUUGCCUGCACAGGCUGUCCUCCCACACCACACACAAACAUGCCCAUCCAUUCAUUGUGGCCGAUUUCUGUCUGGUCUGUGUGUUGGUUGACAGGCAAGUGAGCCGCGUGCCGUUGGAGGUGCCAGGCCGCUACCACACCCACUGGUCCCGCGACGCCCCCUUCGCCCCGGCCACCCCCGAGAGUCUGAGAGAGCUCAUGAGUGAGGAGACCGUGCGCAUCCGUGUUGGCGACAUGGUGGUGAUGGGCUCGGACGGGCUGUGGGACAAUCUGUUUCAGCACCAAGUGGCCCGCAUCAUCAACAGCACGCACACGGCCACCACGCGCGGCACUAGAAGCAACAGCAGCAGCCCCGUCGCCGUGAGUGAGGCCGUAUCUGACGCUCUGGUCAAGGCCGCGUACCAGUGCAGUAUCCUGAGGGACAUCCUGUCGCCCUUCACACUCGAGGCGCGAGCUCAUGCGAGGCGGGAAGUGGCGAAGAUGGGACUGAGUGCGCCGCUGGGUCUGAGGCAGGACGCCAGCAUGUUGGGCGGGAAGGUCAGAGCAACACUCACAUCACUCCCUGCACACAUGGAUGGAUGGAUGGAUGGCUGUGUACGUGUGUGUGUUCAGCCCGACGAUAUCACGUGUGUAGCAGCGGUGUGCGUUGGGGAGCGGCCGGCGAUUGACAUGGCCGUGCGGUGCAGGGAGGGCGAGAUCGCCCCGCCAGCCCAGCUGGGCCCCCGUGAGAUAGCCAACAUGCUCCCAGACGUAAGCACACGAGGACACGCACCACAACGGACUCACACCACUAUCUGCGUCUCUGUCUGUGUGGUUUCUAUCCUUGGAUUCCUUGUCUCUACUGCACUGCAGCUGGUGUACCUGUCGAACAUGUCGGUCAUAACACACACCACACAUCCACCCCACCGUCAAUCGGUUUAUGACGUGUCUCAUUUAUUUUGUGUGUGCUGA